Messenger RNA from Magallana angulata, 2426 nucleotides. Its product is annotated as nose resistant to fluoxetine protein 6-like. NCBI's taxonomy places the organism in Eukaryota, Metazoa, Mollusca, Bivalvia, Ostreida, Ostreidae. The coding region runs from base 106 to 2295 and encodes 729 amino acids. The transcript is spliced from 14 exons. The record is from RefSeq and is a predicted model, not a curated record. Gene Ontology annotation, molecular function: acyltransferase activity, transferring groups other than amino-acyl groups.
AAAAAUAACAUUGGCUCAUAAUCGAUAAAGGAAAGCAGUGUCAUUCGUGAUUCACCGUUUAUUUAGGACAAUUUUACUUCAACAUGUACAAUUAAGAUCUGCACUAUGCUAAGAUUUCGUUCGACUCUACUGGUUUUAGUCGGAGUCUGUGUCAAUUGUCUCGAUGCCUUCGGAGAAUCCCGUUCCUAUGAGGAUCGCUUAACUUUCCGUGUGUAUUCUCCCUCUGUCCAACAACAUGGCAACCACGAGGCCCUCCUGGAGCUAAGGACACAGAUUAACAAGGUUCACGAUGCAGAGUUCCUUAAGGAAUUGGCUCUUUCCAAUAUCAAUUUGGGGGAGCAAGGCUCGGGACUAUUCGCAGACAAUAACAAUGUCUCGUAUACUUGUCGUGAACAUUGGAACCGGACCAUAGCCGGGCUGUUGAGAAGUGAAUUCUGGGCUUUUAAAAUGCUGGACGCCUCAGGAAAAAUCGGCGCGGGGAUACUGGAGGGAAAUACAAAAUGGCUGGGCUCCUACGACGAGUGUUUCCGGAUAGACCGGACUCUUCCAGGAAUGCCCCCCUCCAACAGUGGGUUCAGUACCCAGUUCUGUGGAAUGAAGACCAAUGUUCCACUCGGCGUUAUACCUCUUGAAAUUGAACUUACUGCGUGUGUUCCAAAAGCCUGCUCACCAAAAGAUCUGACAUACCUAUAUAAUGACUUAUUGAAACGUCUACCAACUCAAAGCCCAGUUCGUGUUCAUGAUGUUAAGUGUAAUGUAGAUCCCGAGAUAGACACGAGAGCUGUUGUUGCUAUUGUGAUUCUUGGCAUCUUUGCUGCCCUGAUGUUUGUAAGUACUGUGUAUGACUUACUGGUCAUCCAGCGUCAGCGUCAUGCAGCAGAACACAGCCAAUCAGAGAUCCUAAGCGACCACAUAGAAAACCUUGGAGAAAACUCACCCCUUCUCAAUUCACGUGAAAAGAAAUCGGUUCCAAAACAAGAAAGUGUCGCUGAGAGACUCCUGUUGGCCUUCUCCGUCUACUCCAAUGGGAAGAAGAUCCUGCAAGUAAACCAGUCCUCGGGCACCCUGACCGCCCUGAACGGCAUCCGUUUCCUGAGCAUCUCCUGGGUGGUACUGGACCACACAUUUGGCGUCAUGUACCCCGUUCUGAGCAACGGUUAUGCAAUACUUCCUGACCUUUAUCAACGUUGGUCAUUUCAGGCAGUGGCUAACGCCUUCGUUGCGGUCGAUUCUUUCUUUGCUUUGAGUGGUCUACUGUUGGCAUACCUCACUCUGAAGGAAAUGAAAAAAGGACAAGGAAAAUUCAGAAUCAACUGGUUCAUGUUCUACUUUCACAGAUUUUGGAGGUUGACUCCAGCCUACAUGUUGUUGAUGAUGAUCAGUAUCUGUCUGUCUCGCUACUUUGGAGAGGGACCACUUUGGCCUGACCAAGGCAUUGAAGUAAAUUACUGCAAGAACACUUGGUGGAAAAAUCUGCUGUAUAUCAACAACUUCUAUAGUGAGCAAUCGUGUUUCGGUGUGUCCUGGUAUCUAGCCAAUGAUAUGCAGUUCUUUGUCCUUAGUCCUCUGAUGCUGGCCCCACUAUAUUUCAAAUAUCGAGUUGGAAUGGUCAUCUGUUUUAUCUGGUUGUUGGGGUCCGCCAUCACCCCAGGGGUUAUAUCCAACGUGCUGAAUCUACCGCCAAGUGCCUUUGGUGGAGGCGGAACAAUCCAAGGGCGGACUGAUUACUUAAGCAACUAUUACGCUCGGCCGUACUGUCGGAUUGGGCCUUAUAUAGUUGGAAUCAUCGUUGGAUCACUCAUGUACAAAACAGACUGCAAAGUCAAGAUAAACAAGUACCUGAACCUACUACUGUGGCUGGUUUUCGCUACCCUGGCCAUGGUGGUUCUGUACGGACUCCGAGAUCCGAUCAAUUUCCCGGAGGAUGCGCUUAACCGUGACGUAUCCGCUCUCUACAACGCCACGCACAGAAUUGUCUGGGGAGCGUGCGUUUGUUGGGUCAUCUUUGCAUGCGCAACCGGAAAUGGAGGUUUCAUCAACACUCUUCUCUCCUGGUCGCCAUUUGUACCACUAGCCCGUCUGUCCUAUUGCAUCUUUCUGUCGCAUUUUAUGAUUAUCUCCACGUACUUCGACAGUCAAAAGAGUCUGUUAUAUAUGGAUGACCUAAAUGCUAUUUACGUGUUUCUGGCCACUCUAGUCCUGUCGGUGAUGGUUGCCUUUGUAGCCUCGUUAUCAUUUGAGGCGCCUAUGAUGGGACUGGAGAAAGUGAUCUUUAAACGAGAUCGAAGAAACUAGAUACCAAAUAAUUUUUAAUAUUAAAGUUAAUUCCAUUGUGUUUACUGUUUUGAGAGAUAUUUUUAUUUCCCAUUUAUGGGAAAUAUAUUUUUAAUUAUUUUUUGUAAAUAAACUCUUAAAACAACACCCGA